CCUCCCUCGUCGGCCUGCGCGGAACCCCACACUCGCCCGAGUCCAGGCCCCAUGGCGUCGAUGGGGGCGGGCGCCUCGUCGGGCAACAUCGCGCUGCGCAACUGCGUCCAAAAGUCGCUCGUCUUCACCCCCGAGCUCGGCAAGACUGCGCUGCGAGUGAAGAGCUUGCACCGCGACUGCCUGCGGUCGGUGGCGUGGACGAAGCGGGCGUACACCGUCCCGCUUCCCGAGCGGGAGAUGCGCGCCCUCGUCUCUCUCGCGUUUCGUGAGAAGUCUUCGAUCAGCGACAUGCACCAGGCAAAUCCCCCCACCGCCGAGAUCAUCCGAGAUCGCCGCGAGGGUCACGCGAGGCCCCCCUCUCCCGCCAGGGAGAGUCGCACAUCAUGCAGCUGUUCGAGACGCUGGCUGAGAAGAGGGAUAAGAUCGCCGAGCCGCCACCGACCUUCCUCGACACAUUCUUCGACGGAAAGUAGUGCUUCUCGCCGACUCCGCUGCUCCAGCGCCGCGCAACCAGUGUAGCGCCCGAUACGCAGGGCCUGCCUCCGCGUGAGCACGGUUCUCGCCCUCUCCUAGCGGCGCGGCGUCCGCACCGGCGCGAGAGACUGCUCGGUCAGGACUCAGGUCGGUCGAGCUGGGGAGCUGGGGGGAGCUGCCGCUGCUCUGCGGCGCCACAUCUACCGCUCGCGUGUUGUUGCGCGCGCGUGGCCGCGACGCAGUCGUUUCGAAGUAUGCCAU
Molecule: messenger RNA, 735 nt
Organism: Emiliania huxleyi CCMP1516
Lineage: Eukaryota; Haptophyta; Isochrysidales; Noelaerhabdaceae
Exons: 3
Coding region: 52-519 (155 amino acids)
Source: RefSeq, a predicted model, not a curated record